UGUCUCUCCUCUGGCUGCAGGCAGCAUCUUAUUCAGCAGUCACAGAGAGAGCUGUGGCAGGAAAAAUUAAUGGAGGAGAAAGAAACAGGGAAGGAGAAGGGCGCUUGUGAAGAUCGUACUGCCCUCCGGAGGGCCCCGCGGGAGAUGGCAAAAGUGCACCAAGACCCCAUGUUCUCUGAUGACGUUUUUUUCAUUGAGCCAAUGGAGGGAGAAAUCGAGCCGGAUGGUUUGGCCCAAAUCAACAUGACUUUCAAACCCCUGGAAGCAGUGGAGUAUCAAAGUGUGGCUUAUUGCAGCAUCUCAGGCUGUGAGAGCAGGAUGCCCGUGCACCUCACAGGGGAAGGCCAAGGACCCUUGGUUCAAUUCAGCUCUCAAACACUGAACUUUGGGAACGUUUCUGUUGGCACCACCCACGUUUCUGAGGUGGAACUGAUUAACCUAGGAGCUCUUGAUGCUCCCUUCAGCUAUAUCCCUUCAACUGCAAACGUGGGCUUCUGCUUCAAGUUUGCACCCGAGAAGGGCAUCAUUGAAGCACGUGGGAUCCAGACUAUUCAGAUCUCCUUCAGUGCCACCGUAGUGGGGAAGUUUAAGGAAGCAUUCCAGUUCCGUGUGGCUGGAUCUCUUACGUCUGCAAUCCUGACUAUCAAGGGGCGUGUCACCAAACUGAGGUCAUACCUUGAGGACAAUAAGCUCAACUGUGGGCGCAUCUCCCCUGGCUCUCCCUUCUCCGAUAUCCCUCGCCUCAUUGACACCUCCUUGAUGUCCCAUACAAUCCCUCGUGAAGAAGCCUGCUUCUCAGAUCUCCAAAUCCAGCCCAGCACCCUGAAGUUUGGCUGCCGCGUGGUUGGUACUAUGAAAGAAGUGCGUUCUCUGGAGAUGACCAACUGCAGCUUACUUCCUGUCCACUACCACUGGUCAAUCCAGUCCGAGAGCCAGGAGCCCAGGUUGAGGUCCACGUCCGUAGCUCAGUUACUUGGUGGAUGUCAGCCUUACCCAUCUAAAUUCACACCGCAACCCCCAAAGGAGAAGAGACCCUCUUUUGGUUCCUUGGCAUCUCGAAGGAGACGCAUCAACAUUAGAAGCGUGGAGGAGCCAACCAAAGCCCUGAAAGAAGAGCAGAAUGUUCUUCAAUCUUCAGGAGCGGAGGCUUUCAGGAUCAUGCCGCAGUCGGGUAUCCUGCAGCCAGGAGAGAGCCGGGAGGUGUCCAUCACCUUCUUUGGCCACCAGGAUGUCCCCACCAGUGUGAAGGCGCUGUGCCACGUGGGGCAAUGCCUGAGCCACGUGGUGGAGCUGAUCAUCCCACGGGUCAGCUACUCCCUGAGCCUCCAGGAGAUCGACUGUGGCUUCCAGAUAUUUAAUGAAAUUGGUCACAGCGUGGUCACCCUGGCGAACACUGGCAGGACUGAAUUCAGAUGGGUGCUAAACCCUUGCCCUGCAGACAAGAAUCAGCCUGGUGUGUUUCUGGUCUGGCCCACCAGUGGCUCCAUUGCACCUGGCAAGAACAAAGUGCUGAAAUUCUCUUACCUGCCGGGAAUACCAGGAGCUUUCAGCAGGACUUACCAGCUUACAGUGGGUGACCUGGAACCAGAAAAUAUCUUCCUGAAAGGAGAAGCGACCUGCCCCAUGAUCAGUGUAAACCUGCCCUGGAUCAUCAAAGAAAAUGAAGAACAUGAGAAUCCACUGAAACAGCCUGUACAACAGUACAAUCAGAGGAACAAAUUAGAGGAAGAAGUUGUUCAGAAGAAGACUCAGCCCCCUAAGACUCAGACUUUGGAGACUGGGAAUCGGAAGACUCGGGACCCGCAGCCCCGCUUGCUUGGCUCUGGCACUGCACCAAACAGUCAGCUGCAGAUGCACACAGUGAGGAUGCUGAUAGUGGAGGCUGCUCUGGAGCUGCAGGAAAGGGUCAUACACCAUGUCCCAAAGUGCAGGUUCCCUAACAAGCAGCUGUGCCAGAGCCUUGUCAAAGUUGAGGUGCCCGAGUAUGUCCUGGACAUGGGCACUGUCCUUAAGGGUUUCACUGGGAAAAGCACUGUGAAGAUCACCAACCCUGGGCAGAUCCCAGUCUUCUUCCAGGUCAAUGGAUCUGUCCUGCAGGACACAGGUUUCAGCGUGGACCUGGACCUGAUGAACAGCCUGCCCCCCAAGCAGAGCGUGAAGUUUGACGUGCACUUUGAAAGUGCCCAGCGGUCACAGGGUGACGUGGAUGUGCUGCUGCCCAUAGAGGUGACAAAAGGCCCCACGUCUCACAUCCGCCUCCGUGCCACUGUGCUGGAAGUGUCUCUCAACCUGUCCAAGAGAGCACUGCAGUUCUCUGACAUUCUCGUUGGGCAGUGCCAGAUUGAGACAAUCCAGCUCUACAACCGGUUCCCAGUAGCCUGCACAUGGUCCAUUACUGCCAUCAAGCCUGCUCUGAAGAAAUAUGUAUGUCAGAAGUCGCAGGCGCUGGAGGAUGAGCCCUGUCCCUUUGAAGUGACACCUUCCCAAGGAAACCUUGAUCCAGGACGGUGGCAGAAGUUAAAGAUCCAGUUUACACCCAAGGAGGAGAGGUCUUACAAGAAUGAGCUGAAGCUCAACAUUGGUGGGAGCAGCCAUCACUUAAGGCUGCACCUCUCGGGACAAGGUCUAGAGCCACGGUUGGAGUUCAGCCCCCCAGCACUAAAGAUGGGACAGGUGCUGGUGGACACUGAUGGGGUGGAGGCCACAGUGGUGGUGAAGAACCCAUGUGACUUCCCCAUUGAGUUUUACUCCCUGGACUUUGAUCAGCAGUACCUUGAGGAGGAGAAGAUCCUGCGGAUAGCACUGGGCUCUGAGAAGCAAAAGAGCUUUUUAAUGCCUCCACGCACUGUGGGGGGGACGCGGCCCCCAGUGGUGCUGAGGAAGUAUGAAGCACAGAAGAGGCUGAAGACUCAACAGGCAGAGCUCAAGGCCAUGGCAGAGGCCCAGCCUUCAGCUGAAAACCAAGGUCAGAAGCCUCAGAAGAAGGUGAAGAAGAAGGCUAAACAAAAUCGUCAAGGCCAAAGGAGUCUCCAGUCAUCUCGGCUGGAGACACAGAGCAAAGCUACAGAAGAGGCAGUCAGAGAUGAGCAUGUCGGGGUGCCGUGCCAGGACGUGCAGGUCACAGAUCCAAAGGCCAUGACUGGGGAGAUCCUGAGCGAUGGGAAGCUGCCAACGGAAGUCCAGAUGCUGAAAGAUCUGGGCCAGCAUCCCAAAAGGCCUCCCCGUCCCCCCGGUGCUGUGCUCUCCAUAGUGGAGUACCCAGAGGAGAGGUUGGGCCCUGCAGGGUGUGUGGAGCCCUUCAUCAUUGUGGCACCUGAAGGUGCUGCCGUGGAAGACAAUCUGGCCAAGGGCCCAGAUGUGAAGGGCAGUUCUGCCAAGGGCCAACCAAAGACGGGUAAAGCCACCAGCAGAGACAGCUCUACAAAGGAGAACCUGAUCUCCACACAGAGAACAGAAAGUCCCCAGGAUUCCUCCACCACAAGAUCCAAAACUCUGCUGGAAAGUGCCUCAGUCUCCACAGAAUUCCUCGGGCUGAAACGGUACCGGUGGAUAGUGCCUGCCCACGGUCAGGUGGAACUGAAGGUGCACUUCUCCACCAAAAAGUCAGGGAAGUUUGUGCAGACACUGAGGUUUGAGCUCGUGCAGACCAAGCGCCAGUACGAGCUGCCCUGCAGUGGCACCGGCCUGUACCCCAGCAUCUGCCAGAACCCUCGGGUGGUGUUUCCACAGUGCAGGAAAACCAUGCAGAAAGAUGAAGUCAUCUUCAAGGAAUAUGUUGAGAGCACAAAGCAAUUCCACUUUGGACCUCUGCAGUGUGGGAAAUCAAGAGAGUGGUACAAGGCCCAGAACUGUCCUGGCAACUCAGAGAAUCUAAGCAUCCUCAACAACUCCCCCGGGGACGUGGAGGUCCAUUUCUCCUUUGAGAAUGCUGGACAAGCAGAGACGUUCCUUCUGGACCCUCGCAGCAUGACACUGAAACCCAAGGAGAAGCAGGAGUUGACCAUUUGGGCAUACCCCACUUCCCCUGGCUUCCUGGAAGACAAACUCAUCUGCAGCGUUGGGAAGAACCCCAACCCAGUGGUCUUCAGCCUGUGCUGCCAUGGGGUGGACAUGAAGCUGGAGGUCAGCCCCCUGAAGCUGUCUUUUGACAAACUGCUUCUGCACAGGACUGACAGCAGGACCUUGGUCCUGAGAAACAACACCCUGCUGCCCAUGGCCUGGCAGUUGCGUGGGCUGAAUGACCUAUUUGAGGCCUUCUCCUUAUCACAAGAUAAGGGCAUCAUUGAUCCCCACACAGAGUUUCAAGUGACACUGCAUUUCCAGGCCGAGCAGACUGGCAGCAUUGAGAAGACCCUCCAGCUAGAGGUUUCAGAUACAGAAAAUAUCCUGGGGAUUGCUCAGACUGAAAACAUCCAAGUCUCUGCAGAGGUCUAUGAUGUUUCUCUCAGCAUUGACAUGCCUGAAGGUCCAGAUGGAAGCUUGGAAUUUGGAACCAUUAAUGUCCAAGAUAAUGUCAAGAAAGUCCUGCAUCUAGAAAACACAGGGGUAUACAACAUUGAGUACAGGUUCACACUUGAGGCUGCAGAUCGCAGGACGCGAGACGUGGCAUCCCACUUCACUGUUAAGCCUCAGUCAGGCCUGCUGAUUCCCUCCCAGCCUGGUGUGAAUGUUGAGAUGCUCUUCCACCCCACAAGAGAAAUGUUCCUCAGGAACAAACCCAUCCUGUACUGCCAGGUGAUAGAUGCCAGCUCAGGUGAAGGAGGCCAGGCUGUCCUCAACAUCCCAUUGAGGGUGUCUGCCAUAGCUGAGUACAGCAAGUACAGCAUUGAGCCUGCCUCACCCAUCAACUUUGGAGCCAUGGUCAAGGGCACCAAGAAGACCCAGACUGUCAUGCUGGAGAACAAAGGCCUCCUCAGCUUCAAAUUCCACAUCUGCCAAGCACCCGAGGAGGCACUGGGAAGCAAAAGCUCAAAGCAAGUGGAAGCUGCAAAGCGCUCCAUGAGAAGGAAAUCAAGCUCCUUGACACAGGCUCGCCUCAAUCUUGGCAUGUUCACGGUGUCCCCCUGCUCCGGCUCCAUCAGUCCGUGGGGCCAGCAGAAGAUCACAGUGAAAUGCCUGGCAGGGCAGGAGGGGACAUGUGAGGAGCAGCUCUGUAUUGACAUCACAGGCAGACACCCCAAGGACAAUCCCCUUGGCAUUCCCUUCACCCUGAUUGCCCAGUCCUGCAUCCCAGCACUCGUCGAGGAUGUCACAUUAAUCUUCGAGGAGUACCCGAUCUGCAGCAGCACCGACCUCGAGCACAAGCUGCAGUCGGUGGAAUGCGCCAGCCUGUUUGUCACAGAUGAGAACAGAUUCAUCUUCAGCAAGGCUCAGGUUGGGCAAGAGGCUGAAGCUCAUUUCAAUAUUUACAACGCAAGCUGUGUGCCAUGCGAUGUGGUGCUCUCCAUCGAACCCCUGCCUGGAGAGGCAAAAAGCCCUAUCAACAACAUUUUCAAGUUACAUCCAGUCAAGAUGUCUGUUCCCGGCUCAUCCAGUGCCAUUGCUACAGUGACCUUCACCCCACCAGAGGAGCAGAACUACAACUGCACUUUCAAGGCUUCCCUUGUCAUCCCAAAAGGCUCUGUGGGAAUUAAACCCCAAAGCCUGACCUUCACCAUCAGCGGGAAGGGGCAUGAGCCACGGGUGACAGUCGUGUGCCCAAGCGCUCGCAGCAAGAGGGGAAACGCCGUGCUGCGCUUCAAGAGGCUCCGGCUGGGGGAUUCAGAGAUGCUGCCCCUGGUCAUCCGUAACGAUGGCAUCAUACCUGUCAAGUUUAUGUUACACCUGGAGGAUGAGCACAGAAUGUUCUCCUUGAAAGGCAGGGCCUCUGCUGUCAAGGUGUUCCACACUGAAGAUGUGGAAGAGGAUUCAGCUGGAAAUGAGAGCAAGCCCACAAAGCCUUUCUUCCUUCUGAAUCGCGGGCAAUCGGCAGAGUUUGAUGCCAUUUUCAAACCCACCCUGGCUCAACGUGUGGAAAGGCAGAUUGGUGUGUUAGUGGGGAACACCUACUCUAACAAGACCAUAAUUGAACUGGUGGGUGAAGGCCACGAGGACGAAUUCACCCUCGAUGGAUUAGAGGAAGGCCCUGAGGAGAGGAAUGCUGAUGGCAGCCUGAAGGAAAACAUCAUUGAUGCUGUCAGAGUGAAUCACAUUCAGUUUGGGGACUGUCACGUUGGGGAGCCCUACUGCAGGACCUUCACCAUCACCAGCCACGCCGAGAUGGUCAUGCGCUUUGAGUGGGAGGCAGAGGCCCCAUUCCGGUUCUCCCCCAAGGUGGGACACCUCCAUCCUGGCUGUGCCAAGGACAUCACAGUGACCUUGAUGUCAGAUAUCCCAGUCACCUUCAGGAGGCACCUUGUGAAAUGUAAGGUGACCAAGAUCGACUUUGAGCUGCCACAAAGGAACGUUCAGGACUGGGAUGACCAAAUGACCAUUGUCAUCUGGAAGAAUUCCACCAGGAAAGACCCGGCAUACAGGUGGCCUAAAAUAAAGAAGGUGGUCAAGACAGCCCCAGAACCAGCUCACACUGUGGUGGAGAAGAGCAGGCAGGAGGUCGAGGUGUACCUCAGUGCCAUUGUUGCCUACGCCCAGUUCCACCUGGACACGAUCAUGGUUCAGUUCAACAACACCUUGCCCUUUGAGACAAGGACAGCCACUUUCACCAUGCACAACACAGGGGUGGUAGCCCUGAAAUACUCCUGGGAGAAAGCUGCAGAGACUGAACCAGUGAAGAAGCCAUAUUCAACCACUCUGAUGCGUCGAUUCCUUUCCUACGAUACCAUGAAGCAUCGCAGAAAGCUGCUGAGUCUUUUCUGGUGGGAGAAGGACCAUCCUCCUGAGACGCCUCCUAAAGUGCGGCGGCUGCGGCGGCCUGCCAAGCAGCAGCAGGAUUCCGAGCAGCAGGAGGAGCAGGAUCCCGAGCACCAGGAGGAGCAGCCAGAGCAGCAGCAGCAGGAGCAGUGCGAGCAGCAGGAGCACUCCAAGAAGCUGCGCCGCUCAAAAGAAAGGAACCUGUCUCCAAAGCGUGCCAGCUCCUCCCUGGAUGUCUUCACCCAUGCUAAGCAUGACCUGUUCUCCAUCAGCCCCUAUGAUGGCACCAUCCCUCCUGGCCAGAAGCAGACCUUUCACCUGCAGUUCCAGCCAAAGUGCACCGGGAAUUUUAAGACCACCCUGCUGUGCAGGAUUCCCAACCUGGAGCCGACUCAGAAGAUGGGGCAGGUGAUUGUGACAGGCAGCGUCCAGGAGUGGAAGAAUCUUGAUGAACCAUCAGUGCAGAUGGAGGAAGGCCAGGGACCCAAGGAGGAGGUGCUCUGGAGACCACCACCCGAGGGACAGGAUUUGUGUGAGCUGGAGCAUCCAGCAGGAGCCGGCAACAUCGUGCCUUCUGAGGAUGAUCUCCCACUCUUGACCAGAGACGUCUGGAGCUGCCCUCCCCAGCUCCAAGAACUUUCUUAUCUUUCCUUUUAGUUAGCUAAGUUAACUAACUAAUUGUUCGUUAGAUGGACAAGUUCUUGAUAAUUGCCAGUUCAUUGUUAAUAAACAGUUGUUAAUUGUUAA
Messenger RNA from Passer domesticus (house sparrow), 7596 nucleotides. Its product is annotated as hydrocephalus-inducing protein homolog. The record is from RefSeq and is a predicted model, not a curated record. Gene Ontology annotation, cellular component: axoneme. Gene Ontology annotation, biological process: axonemal central apparatus assembly; cilium movement. NCBI's taxonomy places the organism in Eukaryota, Metazoa, Chordata, Aves, Passeriformes, Passeridae. Bases 70 to 7506 code for a protein of 2478 amino acids. The transcript is spliced from 42 exons.